CGAUGUCUCACACCAUUUUGCUGGUACAGCCUAACAAGAGGCCAGAAGGCAGAACUUAUGCUAUGAAUCUGAAUGAGUGCAUGGAAGGCGUUUGUAAAAUGUAUGAAGAACAUCUGAAGAGAAUGAAUCCCAACAGUCCUUCCAUCACAUAUGACAUCAGCCAGUUGUUUGAUUUUAUUGAUGAUCUGGCAGAUCUCAGCUGUGUUGUUUACCGAGCUGAUACCCAGACAUACCAGCAUUAUAACAAAGACUGGAUCAAAGAGAAGGUCUACAUGCUGCUUCGUGGGCAGGCCCAGCAGGCUGGGAGAUGA
This is a messenger RNA of Jaculus jaculus (lesser Egyptian jerboa), 311 nucleotides long. Its product is annotated as enhancer of rudimentary homolog. The record is from RefSeq and is a predicted model, not a curated record. The transcript has a single exon. Bases 3 to 311 code for a protein of 102 amino acids. NCBI's taxonomy places the organism in Eukaryota, Metazoa, Chordata, Mammalia, Rodentia, Dipodidae.